AUGCCUACAGUCGAUGUUGGAGGUGUCACCAAUAGUACAGGCAAUGGAUCAUCACCUUUAUCCUUCAAUGGGGACAAGAUACAAAUCAAUUUUGGAUUGAAUGUCACAGCCAAGAAUCCCAAUUUACUACCUAUCUAUAUUUCUGACAUGAAUGCAACAGCCUUUUAUCCUGAUCCAUUAGGAAGUGGCAAUACAACUCCAGUUGGUGGUGGCUAUUUAGAUUAUAUGGAACUUCCAAAAUAUAGUGAUUUUAGUUUUAUAUUCCCUUUUUCUAUUGCCUAUGAUCCUAUGACAGAUCCCAAUCAAGUUAUUCUCAAUGAUUUAGCAGAUAAAUGUGGAUUAACAGGUGAAAAACCUCGCGAUUUGACGAUAUCUUAUACAAUUCAAGUUACUGCCAGGGUACUCUUUGUCUCUGUUCAUCCUACCAUCAAUUCACAAUCUACAUUUCCUUGUCCUAUUCAAAACAAUUCCUUUUCCCUAUAA
Molecule: messenger RNA, 483 nt
Organism: Halteromyces radiatus
Lineage: Eukaryota; Fungi; Mucoromycota; Mucoromycetes; Mucorales; Cunninghamellaceae
Exons: 3
Coding region: 1-483 (160 amino acids)
Source: RefSeq, a predicted model, not a curated record